Molecule: messenger RNA, 3047 nt
Organism: Eleginops maclovinus (Patagonian blennie)
Lineage: Eukaryota; Metazoa; Chordata; Actinopteri; Perciformes; Eleginopidae
Product: gastrula zinc finger protein XlCGF26.1-like
Exons: 9
Coding region: 135-2222 (695 amino acids)
Biological process (GO): regulation of transcription by RNA polymerase II
Cellular component (GO): nucleus
Molecular function (GO): RNA polymerase II cis-regulatory region sequence-specific DNA binding; DNA-binding transcription factor activity, RNA polymerase II-specific
Source: RefSeq, a predicted model, not a curated record
UUUAUUUUGAAAAACAUGAACUGGGAAGAGGAUUACCAUUGUUGUGCUUAGCACGAGUUUUCUUUUCCCCUAACGACAGCAUUGUUAUAGCAAAAUCUAUGUCUUUUAUUACAAAAUUAUAGACACUGGUCAGAAUGUCGGAUUUGGAGGUACAGGUAGGCUCCAUUUUGGAGAUGAUGGUAAAUGCGACAGUAACAGAAAUUAGUAAAGUUAUCAGCGGGUCUGCGGAAAGAUAUGCAGAAAUGUCAUCAUGUGAGACUGAACACACACAAGGGUCCUCCGAGGAGAAGGUGAUCCAGCUCAGCGUCUUCAUGAUGUCUCUGGCUCGAGAAGCUGUGGAGAAGAUCUGCCAGCUUUACCUCGACUGUUCCUCUCUGCUGCAGCUGGAGCAAUACCACAUUUCAGGUCAAGAUAACUCAGCCUUCAAGUUUACAAUGACCGUCAAAAUGAGGAGAAACAUUCUUGAACCUACGCUCACACAGGGGGUUUCAGAGAUGGAGGACCUGCGGAGGAGACUGAAGGAGGCUGAGACGGAGCUAAAGUUGGUGCUGGAAGGCAGCGGAGGCCAAAAGGAGGCAGAGGAGCUGACAGAAGAGCUGUCGGAGGAGCUGAUGGAGGAGCUGGCGGAGGAAAGCGGCAUAGAGAAGGAGGACAGGAGGGCUCAGAAUAACGGAGAGGCAGGAGAACCUGUGCAGAGCCAGCGCUCGAGGAGGAAGCGUCGCAGAGUAGGUUCUAGCAGAGAUGCUGGAGUGCAGAGGUCCCCUAUAAUCCACCUGUGGAAAGGCAGAACAUAUGAGGACAGUGUCCAACCGGUGAUAAUAAAGGAGGAAGGCUUGGAGGCAUUGGCGGACCAGGCGUCCUCUGACUCCGGUCAGUACAGAGAAGAUCCGUGCCAGGACAACGACGACGACCCAGACUACCAGAUGGAGCCAGAUGAUCCAGAUGACGGUGACCCGGGAUUAACUACCAGACCUAAACGUGUUGUUAAGCCAAAGUCCCUUCGAGGUAGAGUGAGGAAGGAGAGUCAGAACCAGCAGCCUUUGAGCUGCAAAUUCUGCAGGAAGACAUUCACCAAACUGCUGCACCUGAAGGCUCACCAGGCCGUCCACGGGACCAGCACUGAGAAGCCUUUCCGCUGCUCUCAGUGCGGCAGAGGCUUCUCAUUCCAGCGCAGCCUCAACGCUCACAUUCUGCUUCAUACAGGUGAGAGACCCCACACCUGUGAUGUUUGUGGGAAGGGCUUCACUCUCAAGCAGCUGCUGAGGAACCACCAGCGCCUGCACGCCGAGGUCCGGCCGUUUCGCUGCGAGCAGUGCGGUAAGAGCUUCUACCGAGCCCACGGCCUAAAGAUGCAUCAGAUGGUCCACACGGGGGAGCGGGCCUACGACUGCCAGUACUGCAGCAAGAGCUUCACCAUACAGGGAAACCUGCAGCGCCACCUGCGCAUUCACACCGGGGAGAAGCCCUUCAGGUGUGAGACUUGUGGCAAGAGCUUCAACCAGGCGGACACUCUGAAGGGCCAUCAGCGGAUACACACCGGGGAGCGUCCCUUCAGCUGCGAGACCUGCGGCAAGUGUUUCAUCCAGAAGAGUGCCUUGAAGAUGCACCAGAAGACUUCCCACUCAGGCUCCAGGGAGAGGUCUCUGGCCUGCGUGGCGUGCGGCACCGCAGUGACCUGUGUGGACUCGCUGCGCAAACACCUCCAGACCCACGCAGCGACCAUCCCCUGUACGUGUGUGAUCUGCGGCCGGCGGCUCAGCUCCAUCACAGACCUGCGCUCGCACCAGCAGCACCACACCGUGGACCGGCCGCACAGCUGCGGGCUCUGCGGUAAGAGCUUCAAGUCGUCCAGCUACCUGAAGAUUCACCUGAAGACGCAUAGCGGGGAGAAGCCCUUCUCCUGCGACACCUGCGGACGCAUGUUCACACAGCACAGCAGCCUUAAAUCCCAUCAGGUUGUCCACACGGGAGAGAAGCCGUUCAGCUGCGACACAUGUGGGAAGUGUUUCAGCAACACGGGAAACCUGAACAGACACCAGCGCAUCCACACCGGGGAGAAGCCAUUCAGCUGCGACACGUGCGGCCGCAGCUUCAACCAGGGAAACAGCCUGAAAGCACACCAGCAGAUACACACCGGGGAGAAACAGUUCAUGUGCGACAAGUGCGGGAAGAGUUUCUCCUAUCUGAGGAACCUGAAGGACCACAAGUGUUUCUACGUCUAAAGACUAAACUGUGAAGGGAAGGAUGAAAUCCCUGAACCUAGGUGCUUUUGGUGAAUAUAUAGUUUGGUUUUGCAGAUUCCAACCUCGACUAAAGUGGUGAGGAUAAAUGCAGUGUGGAGUUUGGAUUAGUAAAAAUGUUAUCAGCCUUAAAUUGAAGUUGAAGAGCACCAUUAUAAAAUCAGCUCAAAUGAUUUGAGGCUGGGUACUGCUGAACAACGAAGAGUAUAACAGACACUUUCUUUAAGCUGUGUAGGCCUUAGAAAACUCUUUCUAUAGUACUACACUUUUGGUCUCAGCUUAAUUAAAACAUUUGCCGGCAGUUUUCACAUUCCCCAGUUUCACUAGCUCUCGAUAUUAUUUGUUUGAACAGAUGGACAACCCGUGAGUAAAUGUGUAAUCUGUGAAUUUAAAACACUGCACAUUUUUUUAGAGUUUAAAAAUGUUUCUUUGCAUUUGUGGGGAUUUUACAUCUACAGAUAACACAAGUACACACUGACUGCCAAUGUGUUGACACAAACAAUAGUGGGAUGAAUCUAUCUAAAAACAAUCUUACCAGCCACAAUUAAAAGCAGUCUUUUGCCGACAGAUGUUGAAUUGCAACCCUGAUUAAAGCUAAAAAAGUGUGACUGACAUUUAUUGUAAUAUCAGGAUUUUUUAACACCCUUUGACUUUUGGAAACAACACUGUCUUGUGUGCAGUAGAAGAGCCAAUGGGCUGGCUGAGAGACCCGAACAGUGAUUUUGUAAGUAUGUGUCAUCCCCAACCUCUCUUGUGGAGUGGAUAUUUUUUACAAAAUUGUCAAACUGAUAAACAUUGUUAUUUAAA